Molecule: messenger RNA, 3159 nt
Organism: Debaryomyces hansenii CBS767
Lineage: Eukaryota; Fungi; Ascomycota; Pichiomycetes; Serinales; Debaryomycetaceae
Gene: NMD5
Product: Nmd5p
Exons: 1
Coding region: 1-3159 (1052 amino acids)
Biological process (GO): protein import into nucleus
Cellular component (GO): cytosol; nuclear envelope
Molecular function (GO): small GTPase binding
Source: RefSeq, a predicted model, not a curated record
AUGGAUGCAAAUUUAUUGUUAGAGUGCUUUUCAGCUACGUUGCAAUCCGAUCAAUCAGUGAGGCAUCAAGCUGAAUUGCAACUUCGCCAAUUAGUCUUAACACCAGGAUUUUUGGGUGGUUGUCUUGAUAUUAUAUCAUCGAAUAAUCCAGCGGUAAGUCUUCCUAUCAAGAAAGCUGCAGCUGUAUUUUUCAAGAAUCGAGUUGUUAAAUAUUGGGGAAGUGAAAAACAGAAUAAGAUUGACAAUGAUGAGAAGCCCGGUAUAAGGGAUCGUAUUUUACCCGUAUUAAUUGAAAGUGACUAUAACACUAAGCAACAGUUGAUACCAGUAUUGAGAGUUUUGAUUUCGUAUGACUUUCCUAAUAAUUGGAAAGACCUUUUAGAGACAACAGGCGCUCUUUUACAGCAAGUACCGGUUGGGGCCACCAAAGACGAAGAUUUUUCACAGUUGUAUACUGGAUUAUUAUGUUUUAGUGAAAUAUCUAGAAAAUUCAGAUGGGUUUCCAAUAGUGAUAGAGAGCGUGAAUUGGAUGCAAUCAUUGUACAGGUUUUUCCACAUUUAUUAAACAUCGGAAACUCUAUAAUUGCCAAUUCUGAGAAUAUGACUGAGUUGACAGCAGAAAUAUUAAAGCUAAUCCUCAAAGUUUAUAAAUUUGUGACAUAUUUCGAUUUGCCAGUUGUCUUACAAACUAGAGAAUCAUUGAUUGCUUGGGGUGAAUUUCAUGGAUCAAUUGUCAAUAUGAAUACACCAACUUAUGUAUUGAGUUCUACCUUAAGUGAACAGGAAAAAUCAUUUUUGCAAAUUUCAAAAUGUUAUAAAUGGGCAGUUGCUAAUUUAUACCGUAUCUUUACAAGGUAUGCAUCAAAAAGUUUAUCUAAAAAAUUUGCAUACACAGACUUUCAGAAAAUGUUUUGUGAUGAUUUCAUACCUCAUUUAAUAACUAACUUCUUAUCAAUCAUAGAACAGUGGUGUUCAAAAAAAAGAUGGCUAAGUCUAUCAUGCAUUUAUUAUUUAUUACAGUUUUUAAGUCACUGUGUUACGCAAAAGCCAACAUGGGUAUUAAUCAAGCCUUACUUUGAAAACUUGGUAUCUCAUUUAAUCUAUCCAUUAUUAUGCCCAUCCGACCAUGUGUUAGAAAUUUUUGAAACCGAUCCCCAUGAGUACAUACACUCUAAUUUUGACAUAUAUGAUGAGUUUGAUACGCCUGAUGUCGCGGCACUUGGGUUGUUAGUUACUUUUGUUGAUAAACGGAAAAAGACAACGUUGGAACCAAUUAUAAAAUUUGUAUAUAAUCAAUUAACUGAUUUGCAGCAGCAGCCAGAAACACUUGAGGUUGCUAAGAAGAGAGAAGGUGCAUUGAGGUUAAUGGGAGGGAUAUCUCACUACGUUGUCAUACCACAUUCGCCAUAUUACUCUCAGAUGGAACAAUUUUUGACGGCGUUAGUUUUUCCUAAUCUUUCUUCUAAGUUUGAUUUCUUAAAGGCAAGAACGUUGGAAGUAUCUCUGAAAUUUGCUGAUUUGAACUUUGAGAAUAAAGACAAUUUGUCAGUAUUAUUCCAUGGAAUACUAAACAAUUUCAGCACAUCUAAUGAAGAAUCAAGUUUACCAGUUGAUUUUGAAUGUGCCUUGGUUAUUCAGGCAUACAUUCAUUUGCCAGAGUUUCAGGAAGCAUUAUCGACUAUUAUAUUACCUACAAUGUCAAAGUUAUUGGACUUGUCUAAUCAAAUUGAUAAUGAUGCAAUUUCAGCAGUAAUGCAGGAAUGUGUUGAGAAUUUCUCUGAGCAAUUACAACCAUUUGGAGUUGAUUUAAUGGCAAAAUUGGUUGAGCAGUUUAUGAGAUUGGCAGUUGAUAUCAAUGAAGCAUCAAAAGUAGAUGUGGACGAAUUCGAUGGAGAAUAUGAAGAUCAGACAGAUAAAAUUAUGGCAGCAGUAGGCUUGUUAAAUACAAUGAUUACAGUUCUUUUAUCAUUCGAAAAUUCCCGGGAGAUUUGUGCUAAAUUGGAAGAAGUAUUUUCUCCAGUUAUUGAAUUUGUCUUGAUUAAUAAGAUAGAUGAUUUUUUAACUGAAGUAGGUGAAUUGAUGGAAAAUUCAACCUUCCUUUCAAGAUCUAUUAGCCCAAUUAUGUGGAAGAAUUUUACGUAUCUUUACCAAUCAUUCACAGAUGGUAUAGCAUUGAUGUACACGGAAGAGUUAAGCCAGUGUUUACAGAACUUUUUGAUUUAUGGGCAAGAAGACCUUAUGAAAUCACCACAGUUAGUAGAAAAUUUCUACAAUAUUUUCAACAUUAUAAUCGAGAGUGAAGAUGCACAAGUAGGGUUCAACGACAUCGUGCUUGCUUGUGAAUUAGCUCAAACAUUCAUAUUGAUGUUGCAAACUCAGGCACAAGCGUACAUUCCGAACUUGGUCAACAGCGUCUUGAAGAUCUCACAAAGCAUGCAACAAGAUGAACAGCACGUCAAGUCCAGUUCAUUUAAUAUCACCAUCCAGAACGUUAUCAUUGCAGCAAUGGUGCAUGACUCAAAUGCCACGUUAAUGAACUUGCAAAACCAUCACCAAUUGGUACCAUUUUUCGUUGAAUGGUUCAAAACAAUUUCCAUUUUGAAACGUGUGUAUGACUUGAAGUUAUCGACACUUGGAUUGAUCAGUUUAAUGGAUAACAACGAAGCGUUGAAUCUUUUGGGUAACGAUAUAGUCGCUCAAAUCGGGUCGAAGCUCGCCUCCAUCAUGAAGACGUUGCCCAAAGCGAUCGAAAACUUGGAACACAAAAGAAAGAACUUCAGUGAGUCUGAGUUUACUUCGGACCAACCCUACGACGAUGCAUGGGAAAACCACAAUGACUACGACGAUGACGACGAUGAUGUUACUGGUGCACAGGACCUCACCCACGAACCAGAAGCCAGCACUACCGAGUACUUGGACUUUUUGCAGCAAGAAAACGUCAAGUUAAAGAACUCCGGUUUUUUCGACGAAGAAGACCUAGAAUUGAUAGAGGACCCUCUAGCUGCAUCUCCAUUAGACAGUUUGAAUGUAUUCCAAAUCUUCAAACAGUUCAGUCAAAGAUUGCAUGCCAACGAUAAUGCCAAAUAUAGCAUAAUCUUUGGCUCAUUGGACGUCUCGGAUCAGAAGAUAUUCACAGAUAUAUUUGAAGUGGUUAACUAG